CCUCUGGGGUCCAAAAUUUGCUGACAGGAAGAAAGCUGAAACAGAAAAAAAGCCUGACAGCCAUGUCAUGUUUAAUAAUAUCUGCAGGUCAAAUUUCUAAAUAGAGACGAAUAGACUCUGCUUUUUCACAUGCCAGUUAAAUGAAAUAUGUUGACAUUCCUUAGAUCCUGAUGUGAAGUUUUGGCAGCUGUCCUAGAACCUGUCAAUAAAAUUUCCUAAUUCCUAGAUAGUUGUGAUAAUCAGCUUAGUUAUUUUGACUUUGAUAAAUUUGACUUUGAAUACUAUAAACUUAUAUUUUUCUAAUAUCAGCCCACACCAUUUCUGUUAGUCAUAUUACCAAUUCUCCUCAUGCCUAAACCAGAAGACCUUAGUCAUCUUAUAUUUCCCCCUCUAACUCUUCUAUUACUGAAUCUCAUGGUUUCUUUAUUCAGAAGAUAAUGAAUUUGUCUCUUUGAUGAUCAUUGCUGAAGCCGUCACGUUGUUUUCUAGGACAUGGUUACUUCAUGGUCAUCCCCUGAAGUCCCCCAGAACAGUUCUUAAACAUAACUAUUGUCAUGUUUUCUCUUCAGGAACCUAUAAAGUUUCAGGUCCAAAUUUCUGUGCUUGGACUUCAAGGCCGUUUCUCUAUAAUCCAGCCAAAUAAUUCCUAUGCAAUAUGAUAUGGUGGGAAAAGCUAAGAGUAAGAAGAUCUGAAUUCAAAUACUGAGACUGUCAUUAGUAACACUGUAUCCUUGGGGAAACUUUGAGAUUCCCUUUUGUAUUUCUCAUUUAGGAUAACAAAAUCUUUUCUUUCUGUCUCUUAAUUAUUGUGAGAAUUAGAGUUGACAUAUAUGUGGGAAAGCAAAUGGUGCUUUAAAAUGAAACUGAUAUUUCUCAUUGUACUCAUUCAUUCCACAAACUUUUGAUAACCUAGUAUCUGUGAGACGUGGAUGCCCUAAAGUUUGAAAGAUAGUCCCUAGUCUUAAGACACUGUCUUCCAAGUAGUUUUUAGAGUGUGUAUAUAGAGGGGAUAGUUCAGCAGGAUUUCUUGACAGGAUAGUGUGUGAUAUGGGCUGUAUAAUUGCUAAGUUUGGGGUAAGAUAAGUACCAAAUCCAGGUGAGAGAGGGAUAGGGACGUGUUCCUGGAGAAUGUUAUACUUGAACAGAGCCUUGAAUGACAACGAAAAUCCAGAUGGAAAAGGUGGGAAGGUAGCAUGAAAGAAAAUUUUAGAGUACUGCAAGUCGUUGGGUUUUUGGUAGUGUUACAUUCAAAGAGGAGUAUAGGAGAUGGGACUAAAUAGGUAGAUAGGCAUGAGAUUUGAAGGGCUUUAUGUGCUAAGGCAAGGCUCUGAAGAGUUUUAAGCAGGCAGUUGGACAGAUCAUAGUUGCUUUUUUUAGAAGUUCAUUUUGGUUGCAGUAUGUACUUCCUUAUUGCAGUAUACAGAAACUUUUUUCUUCCUCUCCUCAUUUUCUUUACUCCAUCCAGAAGGACUUAUGCCCUCUCCUCAUACCUUAAUAGUAUUUAUUGUUCAGUAGCAGUUCAGGUGCCAUUUCUUAUGUGAAGCAUCCCCCAAUUAUUUUAGCCCUCACUGCUUAUUCUCUUCUCUGAAUCCAUAUUAGAAAUAGAACCACACAGUUUCAUGUAUGUUUUAUGUCCCUAAAUAGAUUGUCAGCUCUUUGAAGCUAGGGAAUAUUUCUUAUGUCUAUGAAUGGAAGACAUGUUAAACACACCAUGUUGCUUAAUGUCCUUGUAUUUUCUUUUUCAGGGUAGGGACAGAUUAUGGGCAUCUGUCCUUUUAAUUAAUUAAUCUGUCAUCAUCAUGGCUAAUGAAGGCUGUCCCAAGGCUGGUGAUAGUCCUUUUCCAUCAGAUAAACAUGCUCAACACAUCUUGGCUCAGAUCAAUAAAAUGAGGAAUGGGCAGCAUUUCUGUGAUGUGCAGCUGCAAGUUGGGAAGGAAACUUUUAAAGUUCAUCGGCUGGUUUUAGCUGCCAGUAGUCCCUAUUUUGCAGCUUUGUUCACUGGAGGAAUGAAAGAGUCCUCAAAAGAUGUUGUACAGAUUCUAGGAAUUGAAGCUCGAAUCUUUCGGAUACUUCUAGAUUUCAUUUACACGGGUAUAGUAAACAUAGGUGUGAAUAAUGUCCAGGAGUUGAUUGUUGCAGCAGACAUGCUGCAGUUGACUGAAGUUGUUAAUCUUUGCUGUGACUUUCUGAAAGGACAAAUUGAUCCACUGAACUGCAUUGGGAUCUUUCAGUUCUCUGAGCAAAUUGCCUGCCAUGAUCUUUUGGAAUUCACAGAAAACUAUAUUCAUGUCCAUUUCUUGGAGGUUCAUAAUGGGGAAGAGUUCCUGGCACUUACAAAAGACCAGCUGAUCAAAAUUCUGCGAAGUGAAGAGCUUAGCGUUGAAGACGAAUACCAGGUCUUCUUAGCUGCCAUGCAAUGGAUUUUGAAAGAUCUGGGAAAUAGAAGAAAACACGUGGUGGAAGUGCUAGACCCAAUUCGAUUCCCUUUGUUACCUCCUCAGAGGCUUCUAAAGUAUAUAGAAGGAGUAUCUGAUUUUAAUCUUCGAGUUGCAUUGCAAACACUUUUGAAAGAGUACUGUGAGGUGUGCAAAUCUCCCAAAGAGAACAAAUUUUGUAGUUUUCUGCAGACAUCUAAGGUUCGACCUCGGAAGAAAGCAAGGAAGUACCUAUAUGCAGUAGGUGGAUAUACUCGGUUGCAGGGUGGUCGCUGGAGUGAUAGCAGAGCCCUCAGCUGUGUAGAACGUUUUGACACCUUUAGCCAGUACUGGACUGCUGUGUCUUCACUUCAUCAGGCUCGAUCUGGGCUAGGAGUGGCAGUUUUGGGAGGGAUGGUCUAUGCUAUUGGAGGUGAAAAGGAUUCGAUGAUUUUUGACUGUACAGAAUGCUAUGAUCCAGUUACUAAACAAUGGGCAACUGUAGCUUCAAUGAAUCAUCCCCGCUGUGGCUUGGGAGUGUGUGUGUGUUAUGGGGCUAUUUAUGCUUUGGGUGGAUGGGUUGGAGCUGAGAUAGGGAACACCAUUGAGCGAUUUGAUCCUGAUGAAAAUAAGUGGGAAGUAGUUGGUAACAUGGCUGUGUCACGCUACUAUUUUGGGUGCUGUGAAAUGCAAGGUUUAAUUUAUGUAAUUGGGGGCAUCAGCAAUGAAGGAAUAGAACUUCAUUCUUUUGAAGUUUAUGAUCCACUUUCAAAGCGUUGGUCUCCACUUCCUCCAAUGGGAACUAGGAGAGCAUAUCUUGGAGUGGCUGCUCUCAAUGACUGCAUCUAUUCUAUUGGAGGGUGGAAUGAAACACAAGAUGCUCUUCAUACUGUAGAAAAAUAUUCCUUUGAAGAGGAAAAGUGGGUUGAAGUUGCCUCGAUGAAAGUACCCAGAGCAGGCAUGUGUGUUGUGGCAGUCAAUGGGCUUCUGUAUGUUUCUGGAGGUCGCUCUUCCAGCCAUGAUUUCUUGGCUCCAGGUACCUUGGACUCAGUUGAAGUUUAUAAUCCUCAUUCAGAUACAUGGACAGAAAUUGGUAAUAUGAUCACCAGUCGUUGCGAAGGAGGUGUUGCUGUGUUAUGAAAUAUAAAGCAUAAAAGAACAAAAGAAAUAUUUUGAAAAUACAGAAUCUGACAUUUGAAAUCAAACAUGUAUUUGGUGAUAAUACCUUCUAGUUCUAUCAUAUUUUCAAUUUAUUUGUUGGAGAGAUGACUAAAGGGUGAUUUUUGUAAGAAUUUGAAUGAGAAGGGAUAUUGAAUAUAUCCUCAAGUAAUUAAGAGCUCACACACAUUUGCCAAGCUUACCAACAAAAGAUAUGUUGUUUAUGCUCUAGAAUUGUGCACUUAAUGGUAGAGUCCUAUUUGUAAGUGAUUUGUUAAGAGAUUUCUUGGCAAAUAACCCUUUAAGCUUCUCUAGUGCAAUUCAAACUGUAACAUGACCUUUAUGUGAUAUAGGAAUAAUAUCUGUAAUACAGUUUAAAGAUCUCUGUGGAGCCAUGAUUCAAUCCAGAGCACAACUUUCCAACCUAGACAAAAAAGCCAAUUAAACAACUUCCUACUUUUAUGAUUGCUGGAGGUCUCACUAGCUCCAAAGUUUUUAUUGGCAGAAAAUAUGCUGGGAGGGGCAUGUGGGAAAUAUCUAGCUAUCUAUAUAGAUAUUUUAAGUAAGUUUUUGCCUGUUCAUAACAGCAUAAGAAAAGCUUUUGCUCGCUCAUGGUUUUUGUCUUAAUGCUGAGAAAUGCAAGUGAGAAAUAGGAGGCUUUUAGUGACAGUCCUUGAUUACAACAGGAUGAUCUAAUGGGUGAUAGGGCCCUGCAGAGGUAUUAUGCACCUAGUAAGUUUCUUCCUUUUUUCCUAGAUAGUCAACAAAAAUAUCUAAUUUUGGUUUUGGAAAGAAGGAUUUUAUUAGGUUAUCAAGCUUUGUGAAGGUUAUUUCCACUUCUUGGGUAAGCCUAAGUAUGAGCUAUCUAAAAAGCUACUGCCUACACUGUCUUGGGGAAGGCUGAUUUGUAGAUACCUAUGCAACUAUUUUAUAGACACCGACUCUUAACUGUAAACUCAAGGCUUCUGAACCAAAACUGCUGAGUAAACUUCUCAUUUUCCCCCUGAGAACCCUUCUAAAGAAUUGCUCUGUUCAGUUCUGAGAGGAAGAUUCAUCAUGCAAAUGGUUAUCACUUUUAAGUUAUUGCCACUAGCCAGUUGGAGCCAUAUAUAUUACAGGUCUUUUAUAUUUAACUAGCUGACUGAGGAAUUUUGUUUGCCUAUCCCUGAUUUCCCCAUUUCUUUACUAAGGCCUUUUGGUACAGUUACAAGGCAUCCAUAGGUUAUUUAGAUAGAAAACCUUUGGUAAGCAUUAAAGAGUUUUAAGUAGCACUCAUAUCCAAAAUAUUUGGAUUGGCCAAUAAGGAUACUCUAUUUCAUAAUUUAAGCACAUGUGUGUAUUAGGAAAACUUUACAUAGUGUAUACAGAAAGCUGUGUCCCCUUCUCUGGAUUAUCCUGAAAGCCUGCAAGGUCAUAAAUGCCUGGUUGAGAUCUGUAAAAUGUCAAAGAAUGAAGUAUCAAGAUAAUUUGUAGACUAUUUAAACUCUAACUCAUGUGCCUUUAAUAUUUCUAGUCACAGAGAAUCUGUACUCUGAUUCAAAACAGAUUUAUAAAACGCUCCUACAGUUUAAUUCUCAUUAUUGCUUAGUACCAACCUAGAGUGGCACUGUGAAAGGAGGUGUUUUGUACUGCUGUGGUAGAAAUAUGAUGAUAGAAGAAUCAGUGUUUGGUUUUAACAAGCCCAGAAAAUCCCUGAAAAUAGGUAAUUUGUAAAUAUGCUUAUUAUUUCCUAUGUAACAUUGUUUUAAAAAAGAAUGCACUAAUAAAGCAUCUAGAUUUU
Choloepus didactylus (southern two-toed sloth) is the source of this 5352-nucleotide messenger RNA. It is a transcript of the gene IPP, whose product is annotated as intracisternal A particle-promoted polypeptide. The coding region runs from base 1800 to 3554 and encodes 584 amino acids. The transcript has 8 exons. The record is from RefSeq and is a predicted model, not a curated record. Gene Ontology annotation, molecular function: actin binding. NCBI's taxonomy places the organism in Eukaryota, Metazoa, Chordata, Mammalia, Pilosa, Megalonychidae.